This is a messenger RNA of Oenanthe melanoleuca, 7161 nucleotides long. RefSeq names its product oncostatin-M-specific receptor subunit beta-like. The transcript has 15 exons. Gene Ontology annotation, biological process: cytokine-mediated signaling pathway. The record is from RefSeq and is a predicted model, not a curated record. Gene Ontology annotation, molecular function: cytokine binding; cytokine receptor activity. NCBI's taxonomy places the organism in Eukaryota, Metazoa, Chordata, Aves, Passeriformes, Muscicapidae. The coding region runs from base 18 to 2183 and encodes 721 amino acids. Gene Ontology annotation, cellular component: external side of plasma membrane; signaling receptor complex.
GCUUCUUUACAGAGAAGAUGAAGAACUCUCUGCUGGCAGCUAUCUUUUUACUUGUUAGAGAUCCCUGCCGCUGCUCAGACUUGGAGUCUCCGUUCUGCCGGCAGCUGCCAGAUUGGGACAAUGAAUUGGUGUGUUACAAAGAAUUAAGUGAGGAUCUAACCUGUACCUGGCUGCCAGUACCUAGUGCUGCAAAUACAGUUAAUUAUACUGUAUACUUAAAAUGGAACAAAAUACGAAAACUUUUUCGACGAAACACAUCAUCACCUUCCAUCACAAUAGAACGAAAGAAUCUCUACCUUGAGAGAUUUGCAUCCAUUUGGAUAGCAGUGAAUUAUGCUCAUGAUACCUGUGCAAAAGGAAAGAACAUCUCAGUUUUACCAAGCAAAGCAGGGAAGUGCUUGUCACCAUCUAACAUAAAUGCUUAUCAGGUUACAAACCAAUUGAUAAUAAAGUGGGACCUGCCCACAGCUAAUACAUCAUAUGAGUUGAGAUACAGAGAGGCACUCACAGAAUCUGCUCCAUGGACACUGGUGCCUGUAGGAAGCAAUGCUGCCAAUGUCACCAUUUCAAAUUUAAAUGCUACAUCUUCAUACAUUGUUCAGCUCAGAUGCAUAACCAAGGAUGGUCUCAACUGUGUUUGCAUUUGGAGCAAGGAGAUUUUGGUGCCUCACAAACUCAUGAACAAGCCAAGAAUAUCAUAUAAUGUAACUACACAAGUCUCUCCAGGAAGAAGAAGUGUUCUUCUGAAGUGGGAGGUAGCACAAAGUGAGAACAUUCUUGGAUAUUUUGUUAAUGUGGAACGAAUACCCAAUAGCUGCAGCCACCCACCAAAUCACAUCUCUCUCAAGGACAGAAAAAUUCUUGUUAAUCUCUCCAUGGCUUACUACAGACUUAAUAUUUCUGCCUAUAACGAAGCAGGAGAAUCUCCACGAGCCAUCUACCUUGUCCCAGAAUUCUCUGCAACAGACUUGCCUGGUCAAAUCCAUGUCAAAAGCCAGGGAACGAAUGCAGUUGUCACAUGGACUCCAGAAUACAAUCCAAAAUGUUUUGUGGUUGACUGGGGAACUGGUAAAGAGGAUAUGCACAUGAAAAUCAUAACUACGACUACUGGAAAUUUCACAUUAGGCAAUUUUCAGCCAUAUAAGUUGUAUAAAAUAAUGGUACAUGCAUCUGAUGUGUGUCAAUGUGAAAGUUUUGUAAGACAUGAAAAGACUUUUGGAGUGACCCACUUUUACUCCGUUGAAGGAGUUCCUAGGACUGGUCCUGCUAAUGUGACAGUUCUGAAUAUCACAAAGCAUUCUGCACUUGUGAUGUGGACUGAAAUAGCUGCAGAAGACCGUUUGGGCUUUCUCCAGGGAUACAGGAUCAGUUACACAGAUUCAUCAAUGAAAAAGUCUCCAGCUGUUACUCUCAACUCUUCUACCACAAGUUACCAUCUCACCGGACUGAAGGAGAAGACCACCUAUCGUGUGCAGAUUUCAGGAUUCACUAAUGCUGGGGAAGGACCUCUGACUCCUUCACAACCUUUCAGAACUCCAAAAUAUGAUAAAGGAGAACUUGAAGGAUUUGUGACUGGUCUUUGUUUCAGCACAAUAUUCAUUCUGAUUUUUGCACCCCUCAUUUGUUCUUUGGUGAUUAAAAGGCUGAAAAUAUCCUACUGGUCCAGUGUACCAAGCCCAAAAAACAGCAGCGCACUCCAAGAUAUGAAUAAUUGGAAGCCUGUUUCAAGGUCACUGCUUCAGACCCUGUCAGACAAUGACACCACCAGCCUUUUCGUCAUAGAGUGUGAGUCAAAAGCUCCUCUGACGCUAGACCUCUUCACAGAUGGUGGAGAAGACAGCAAGCAUGACACUUGCCAGACAGAAAAACCUAGUAAUAACACAGACAUGAGCCCAAGGCAUGAAGAAAUCCCUGUAGAAGCAGUUACAAGUGAAGAAGACAGCAUUUCCACUGAAGUACCACUCUCAAGUGACUAUGCCAGCUUGGAGUUUAGUCAGAAAGCCCUGAUGAGCCUGGCAGUGAGCACGCCUGAAAGAACUGCUCAUUCUCAUCUGGAAAUGGAGCUAAGCAGUAAGCCAGAACAAACUGUGCACAAGGUUUUGUUUGCUUCCCAGGACUACCUCAAACAAAGCCAGGUGGUACUUUUGCCAUCUGGACCAAAUUUCAUGGGACAAGCCAAUUAAACCUGAAGCAUCUUCAUUAUUUUCCUUAUCAUAAAAUCAAGCUCCAAAUAUUUUUAUACAUCAGUGGGGCCUCUAGGACCAUACAGAACAGCAAGUUGUUGACAAUAGUUAUCUCCACUACACUAAGUUUCCUUGGUGAAAUAGAUUGAUUAUAUGAUUAGAUUAGCUAUUUCAUCACCAUCGUUCAGUGGAAAGUCCCACCAUCUUCACACAGGAAAAACUUUCAGGGACUUAUAAGAAAAAUCUUUGUGUAAAGUACCUCUUGCUUGGUAUUUUGUUCCCGGGCACUCAGGAGCCAUUCAAAGCUUCCACUCUAAGCACAAUGUCAUUGUAGAUAUCAGAAAAAUUCUCUACUCACUAUGAACAGCUUCAGAUCUCAUUUUCAGAUCUCAUAAGUUCUUCAUAAAAAAAAAAAUCCAGCAAAAGUAUCUACCACUCUUAAGAAACUCUCCAGUCAAAGCUGGUCAAAGAAAUUAGUGCAAAUCUUCCAAAUUAGGAAUCAAAAGUUUGCUUAUUGAAAUUUGUAAAACACCAUUAGUGUUUUACAAAUAGUCAUUGUAGAUAAAUAGUGCUGUGUAAUUGUGGUUUAUGUUUCAUUAACAGUAUUGGAGUUGUUACUUAUAUUAAUUUAAGGCUAUUUCCUCCUACAAUUACCUACACAUUCAGAAAAACCCAUCCAUAGUUUGUGGUGAGGUGUAACUGCAGAUAUGUUUUCACACUGCAAUGACAAUAAUUGCAUGGAAGAGGAGCCACUGGAACACAGGGGAUAAAAGGGUCUUCCUCAAUAUGCUUUCUAUGGGACUCUAGCUAUCUCCACAAUGCAAGGAGUCUGAACCACUUUCUGCCUAACAAGAGUUUCUCAGUCAUGAACUCUGCAGGCAUUAAUGGUCUGCACUUAUUGUAGAAGACCCAGUUUAUUGCUGCUGUCUCAAGUUUAAGAAACAUUUUAUUAAAAUUGCUUUGUAGAGAAAUAAAUUGAUCAAUUGUAUCAUAAGCACCAGAGAAUCCAUAGAGAGACACUUUAAAAAAUUACCUCAUUAAAAGUGGAGGAUGAUUGGCAUCCACACAAAUAUUUCCACUCAUACAAGGCAGUAUGAAUUGUAGAAUAGCCAUGCUUGCAAAAGCACAGAGGAAUUCCAUAUCCUCACUUUACUGAUUUAAUGAGAAUCCAUAAUAAAACCUAGUUUAUUUAUUUGCUUAUUUAUAUUCACUCUCUCUUUAACUAUAUCUCUCUAAAUCUGUUAACACUGCCACAACAAACCUGUAUUUCACUGUGGGUUAUGCACUGCUUUUUUACCUUAGCUCCUGAAAUUCAUUGUUCUUCCACAAAGCAAUGUGCACUCAUAGUUGUUAUGUCUUGUAAUUGAAACAAGGGGUAAGACAUCCCUAGAGAUCACACAAGUUUGGACAGUCUUUUAAGUAUCUUUUUUUUUUUUUUUUAACUUUAAUCUGGUGACUUCACCUGAUUUGAAUUUAAGAUAAUUCAAAUGAUCUUGCUAUUAGUGGAGCUAUUUUUACUUGUAAUAUCUAGCAGUGAUGUUGAAUUGCUGUUACAGAUAAUGAAGUCCUGAUAUAUAAUCUUUAUCAAGUAAUCAUAAUUUGUCCAUUUGCAAAAUAUAUAAGAAUUAUCCAUGCUCCUUACUUACGGUAUUUCUUUCUUUUCUGGUCAAAGAAACUUAUUUUCCUGUUGCAGUUUGUACCUUCAAUAGCUUUUCUCAUCCCUGUAAACACUGAAUUCUUCCUUUCUUACUCUGCAUCUACCAAACCAAUACGUAUUACUCUGUUAUGGAUAAAGUAUGUAUAAAGUAAGUAUAAUGAAAACAAAGUCUUGCAAGCAUUUUCAGUGUAUGAAACAACCUUGAUACAUGAAACUCAACAGACUGCUUGGGCUUUUAACCUAGUGAUUAUCAACUCUGCUGUACUAGCCAUUUUCUGACAUCUUGCUAAAGAAAAUUCAUAUAGCAGAACAUGAGAAUUGUACUAGAAGCAUCUAUGGAUACUAAAUAGAAGGUAUAGAUGUAUUCUGCUUUCAGUUAUAAAGCUCACAAUAUAUGUAAUUCUUAAUUGAUCUCAUUUUAGCCAUAUUUGCACAAUGGCUGAAAACAGUAAAUCCUGUGUGGAGAUUAGAUAUAAAUUAAGAACUCAUCCCAUCAUGAUGUAUCCUUUGAGAGCAAGUAAAGAACCCUUUAUGUGGGAAGAAAUAGAAGAGUACAUUUGCUAAAUAGUUUCAUCCAGCCAAAAAGGAGGUUUAAUUGGAAUAAUGUACUGACUUGUAGACACAGGAUUAGUAGACAUGCCAUGCUCAGGUCUUCAGGUUAGGGAAAAAUAGAUUUCUGUGGUUUGUUUAUUUGGUUGGCUUUUAAGUGGAAAUUUUUAGUUCAGUUAGAAGGAUCCUACAGCAAUCAUCUAGCUGUACUCCCUGACCUCUUCAGACAAUUAAAAAAAAGGUGAGCAUAUACUGGUGUAUAGUGACAGAAGGCAGAAGCCUUCCUAUACAAAUAAACAUGUAAAAUAUUUCAUUCCAUCUGCUAUAGUACUGUUCAAGUGGUUUGUGUAGUGUCCUUAGCUUCAAUAUAUGUUAUGCUGAAUGCAAUUGCAGAUGUGAAGGCUUGGAACCACAAAAGACAAAGUAGUUUAUAAUUAAAUUUUUGCACUUUUUUCACAAUCAGCAUAGCUCUGGAUGAUCACUGUCAGCAUUAGUGAAAAUUUAGACAUGGUAAAAGCUUAGACAACUGUAGACCUGGAGGCACAUCAACAUAGUGAUUUAUGGCAUGGAAUAUUACACUGCAAGGUUACAGUACUUCAGCAUUCUAUAUUUACAGAGAAAAAAAACUAAUGCUCAGUCUCUAAUAUAGCACAAAGCUAGGUUAGUACACAUGUAUUUUUUGGUAUCCAGAGUAUAUGUUUUUUCUUGCAUAGACAUUAAGAUUUUAAAUUUUUUUAUUAUUUUUGUUAUAUUUUUUGUUUAGUGCUUCAAGUCAGAUUACAAUGCAGUUGUUAGCUCUCAACACAGUGUCAGAGACAAAACAAACAAGUACUCACCCAGGAACAGGAGAUUGCAGCAACCACAAUAUUGUAGAGGUUUAUUCUGUAUUAGUUAACAAAUGAAUAAUAGUAUCUAUGAAAUAUCUAUAAAUUCCCCCAGAAUCUAAGCUUUUGAGGUGACAAUCCUUAAAAGCCACUUUUAUAGCACAGUAUCUGCACUCGACCAGAGGUGCAGAGGUGUCUGGAAAGCAGAGAACAUAGAGGAAUCCUGUAAACCCAAGUGAACCACAAUUAUUGCCACAAAAAUUGUCAGAUAAUGAAGCACUUCAUAAAAGACCUCUAGUUACAGAAGAUGCUCUUGAUUCUGUGUCACAGGCUCUUGGUUUGCAUGUUUCUCUCUCUCAAUGGCACUGGAUGUCUGCUACCUGGAUGAUGUUAAAUAUGCUCUGGUACAAUGUCAAUGGAAUUUAUAUGAACCUGGGUAAUAGGCUGUGACCUAUAUAAUAAAACUUUUGACAGCUUACAUCACUCACUUUUGAGCACUGUUUAUAGAAGACUGCUAAGACAAAUCAUUCCAUGCCAGUGGAGCUGGGAUGGGAAUAAUCUUAUCCUCAUAACUAGUUCAAUCUACAGCAGAAGCACCAGUUUGAUGAUAAAAGUGAAAACAAUCUGCUGUGCUAGAAAUGGUCAUUCCUAUUAGACCCCUUCAAUGCCUCAUAAAAUCGCAGGAUCACUGAGGUUGGGAAAGACCUUUUGGAUUGAGCCCAAUUGCAAAGCUAAUACUGCCAAGCCCAUCACUAAACCAUGUCCUUAAACACCUCCUGGGAUGGUCAUUUAACCAGUUCCCUGGGUAGUGUGUUCCAAGGCUUGGCAACUCUUCCUGUGUAGAAAUGUUGCCAAAUAUUCAAUCUCAACCUCCCCUGGUGCAACUCGGGGCCAUAUCCUCCCAUCCUGACACUUGUUACCUGUGAGACUAUACCAACCCUCAUCUCACUGCAACACUCUCUCAGCCAGGUCUAGAGUGGUAAGAUCCCUUCCCUGAGCCUCCUUCCCUCCAGGCUAAAUAUCCCCAGAUCCCUCAGCCAUCUCUUGUAAGACCUGCGCUCUAACUUCUAUCCACAAAGGCUUCCCCAGGCAAACUGAUGGGCUUAUUACUUUACAGGAAUGAACACACAAAGGAAGUAACCUGGAUUUGUUGAAGUGGUAGACACAGGAAGGACAAAGAAAAGUCCUGAAGAAUGACAGGCAAAGCUACAGCCAGCACUGACAGGGAAACAGAUUAGAUGGGAUCAGGUCCUUACUGGAGACACUGGAGCCUAGGCAAGCUGGAGGGUAGUAGACAAGCAAUUUCACCUGAACAAUUACAGGCUGUAGCCAGCUUUUCAUAGGUUGCUAUCACAGAAGUGGGCAACAGAACAAUAAAGCCCUUACAGAUAUUCUCUGGCUUUCCCAAACAGUAGUUUGGGGCAGGAGGACCCUGCAGAGGUGCCUGGACAGGCUGGAUAGAUGGGCCAAGUCCAACAGUGUGAGGUUUAACAAGACCAAGUGCCAGGCCCUGCACUUUGGCCACAGCAAUCCCCUGCAGUGCUACAGGCUGGGCAGAGUGGCUGGGCAGCAGCCAGGCAGAAAGGGACCUGGGGGUGCUGGUGACAGUGGCUGAACAUGAGCCAGGGUGUGCCCAGGGGGCCAAGAAGGCCAAUGGCAUCCUGGCCUGGAUCAGCAAUGGUGUGGGCAGCAGGAGCAGGGCAGGGAUUGUCCCCCUGUCCUGGGCACUGCUGAGGCCACACCUUGAAUCCCGUGUCCAGUGCUGCACCCCUCAGUUUAGGGAGAAUGCUGAGGUGCUGGAAUGCAUCCAGAGGAGGGCAGCAAGGCUGCUGAAGGGUCUGGAGCACCAGUGCUGUGAGGAGCAGCUGAGGGAGCUGGGAUUGUUUAUCUGGAGAAAAGGAGGCUGAGGGGAACCCUUAUCACUCCCUACACCUGCCUGGAAGGAGGC